Messenger RNA from Botrytis porri, 2334 nucleotides. RefSeq lists its product as uncharacterized. Gene Ontology annotation, biological process: regulation of DNA-templated transcription; DNA-templated transcription. The transcript has 7 exons. Gene Ontology annotation, molecular function: DNA binding; zinc ion binding; DNA-binding transcription factor activity, RNA polymerase II-specific. Bases 1 to 2334 code for a protein of 777 amino acids. Lineage: Eukaryota; Fungi; Ascomycota; Leotiomycetes; Helotiales; Sclerotiniaceae. The record is from RefSeq and is a predicted model, not a curated record.
AUGGCGACCCCAACCAAUUCUUCCCCCGACGCAACUCUGAGGGAUUCACAUGGACCCAAAAUGCCGGUUGGAAAGCAGACGGAGCUUGAACAGUACGCUUGCGACCAUUGUAAACGUAGAAAGCUUAAAUGCUCUCGAGAGAAACCGAAAUGUGUGAAUUGCCAGGGUUGGUCUGGUCCAUGUACUUACUCUCGCCGUGGAAGAAUACCUAGACGAACUAGGACGAACGUUCUGCAAAAUAACAUCAGAAAUCACACAGAUCGGAAUCUUGAUAGCUCACAUUUUGUCGAGUCUAUCGCUCAUACUUUGCCGACCUCUAUUACUAAUCACGAAUCCACGGACUUGGACUUACCGAGCUAUGAGUGUGAAAAAGAUAUCAUAGAAUCACAUCGUUCUGUCAAAUCACCAGCCUGUAAUGGGGAGAAAAAUGAGCAUAUCAACGGUGAUUCUUCUGCUCCUUCAAUCUUGAGUCAAGCAAAGAGUAGUAUUACGAUAGCUGAAAUGAAGUCGAGCCAUCUGGAGCCGGGUUUACAACGAGAUGCUGAGAAUGGAUUAUCAUACCUCACCACAAUAUUUUCUGAAGGAAGUUUUGACGAUCCUGACAUUUAUUCGAAUGUCAAACAUUUUAGAAGGCAGAGGGAAGUUUUCUUCAUUCCAGAUAAGGCUGAAGGGGAUCGUAUGAUACAGAUCUUUAUUGCAGGAAUUGAACGAGGUAAACCGUUUUUUACCAUGCCCCCACUUGACAUAAUUCCGAAGCUUGCAUUUGAGCCGAAGAGAGUAUCCGAGAGAGCCUGGCUUUUGCUUUACAAUGCAUUUUUAUCUGCCACAAUCGCUUUCAUGGAACCAUCAAACACUAGAAUCAAUCGGGGUCUUCAAUGGAAUGUGUGGAUAAUCCUUCAAGAUUCCUCGUUCUUCCUCGAGCCAUCAGAAAUUGCUAUACAAGCGAUAUUAAUGGUAUCCUGUCAUAGUCAGGAUGUUGUUCCUCCGGGUUUAUGUUGGACAUUAAUAAGUCAUGCUUGUCGAAUGGCACAAAGUCUCAAUCUUCACAUUCCUUCCCCAAGAUACCCAAAGCAGAGUAAAGAGAACGCCCACCGAAAUUGCCUAUUUUGGAAUUUGUUCAUGAUUGAUAAAUCAUUGUCGUUGGCUUAUGGGAGGCCCCCAUUUCUAUUGAGUCAACUAUAUGAGGGGGUUGAUCCUCCAGAUCUCUCAUUUCUCGCGACAUUCAGACCUCAUAGACCAUCGUCCGCAGCCAUUGGAACCCCUGGUCAUCAACUUAGUGAUGGUUUCGGCGCAUUGUACUUUGGUCUAGCACGAGAACUUUUUGUAUUACAGGGAAAGAUUAUAGACAUCGCUCUCGUGGUUCAUAAUGGAGAGUUUGGGACAGAACAAAUUUCAUCAAUGAAAGAGAGACUUGAAAUUUGGAAGAUCAAUCUGGAUGAUAGAAUGUCAGCAUACAGUAACUUUCAAGGAGAAGAAAGUGAAGUUCAGUCAGUCCAAAUGGGCAUAAAUUUUCUCACAUUCCAAUACCACCAUUCGGUUGUCUACUUGACUCGGAGCUCCAAAUAUAAUCACGAACUUUGUCUUUUUCACGCACGAAUUGCUGUAGAGAUGUUGGACAAACUCGUCUCUAGCUCCUUGGAAGUUUUCAAUGGCAUUGUAUGGCAACUUCUCUACUACCCAUUCAUGCCUUACUUUGUUCUUUUCUCCAAUAUAAUAGCCGAUCCGCAUUCCUCGUCUUGUUUUGACGACCUUCAAUCACUCAGAAAGGUAGUGUAUUAUUUUUUGAGGAUGCAUGUCCAGCACCGUAGUGCUCAGAAGCUUGAAAAAAUUGCGGAAACCUUUACUAGGCUUGCGGAGAGUUUUGUUAGAGGAAGCAUGAGUCGUAAAGCUAUGGAAGAUAAGUCACCGGAAGUAAAUGUAGAACUGCCAAGCAGGAGUUCAGAAUCGACUUCUCAUAUUACAGGCUGGACAGCGCCACAGAGUCCACGCCAAACAGGAUUAUAUUCUCCCGGAAAUCAUGCACAGAAUGCACACAUAUCCAACAAUAUUCCUGUCUCAACAGGAAUGGAUCUCAGAGAUCUGUCUGGCGAUCUUACAGAUCCCACUUUACUCAGCUUUCUAUCCUAUCCAAUGGACACAUCUGUGUUCAAUACUGAGAUGACGGAAAACAAUUCUUUACGUGAUAUCAAUUCAUUUAUUGAGCAAGGCCGAGCGGUAGCGGAUCCAUUACUUCAUCAAUUAGACUUUUUAUCUACAGAACAAUCUUUAGAUGGGAAUUUUGACUGGUUUUCAUGGGAUAGUUAUGCACGGAACGCUCCAGAAAAUGGAUUUUGA